AAAAGAAGAAAUAAAAAAUUAGCGGAAAAUGGUUGACUGAUUUCUGCUAAAAGAAUUCUAACUUCCGGGAAAUCUUGGAAUUUAUGUAUUCGCACAUAAUAUUCAUUCCUCUACUCGGCAUGCUCCAUUCUCAAUCUUUCAAAACUAUCAAGAAUCUGAGAUGUCCACAAAAUCCUUGCAAAAAUGGAGGAACCUGUUUCGUCAUCACAGAAUCGCUAGUGCCCACGUUAUGCCCCAAAGGUUUUAAGAGCGUAGAAAAUGGCUGCGUCAAGAGGAUCAUUCUGGAUAUGCAUCGAGAUACCAACUUAGGAUAUAAUUGGUUCGAAAGUCGGAGUCUAUGUUCGAAUAUUAGCACGAUCCUAUUCACACCAACCUCAAAGCGGGACAUAAAAGAUAUAGAAAAUUUUAAAUUCGGGAAUAUGCCGGAUAAUAAGGUAUUAGGUAUCUGGACCUCUGGUGCCUUCCUAGAAAACAAAUGGGUUUGGACGGGCAGUUCAAACAGAUCUAUCUCACCGUCAAAUUUUCAUCCUUUGUUCAAGUUAAAUGACGAGAAAAGUAGGAUACACCCAUGCUUAGCCUUAAAUAAUCAACCCGAUUUGAAAGUAUCGAACACUUCUCUGCUAAAUUUAUACCUCUCAAAUUCCGAUUGUUUGGAUAGGAAGCAGAUUAUCUGCCAAAAGCCAAAAUCUUUUUCCCAAGAAUACAAAUAUCAAUGCCUGUGUCCUAAUAAUGUCUCUGGAUACGAUUGCGAAAUAUUGGAAGAAAUAACACUCGAAAGAAACGUGAGUCAAGGUCUUACGAGGUUGACUCUCAGUCCCAAGGAAAACAUACAUUUAGUUUGCGGCAGAAAUGGAAUGGAGACCUCGAAUUACCAUAUUUCGAUGGAGUUCGCCUAUUUAGGGGAUCUUUCUGACCCCGACCCUAACGACCCUUAUACUUAUUGUCACGCUCCGCAAAUCUUGGCUAUCAUGAGAAAAAGAUGCCACGGCUUAGCGAAUUGCUCCCUACCAUCCAUACUGACGUUUUUACCGUCUGACGCUUGCCCUUACAUAAACUUAGCUUCCAACGAUAGCGGAGAUCCUAAACCGAUGUUAACGCUAAGAUUUAGCUGCAGCGACAAACCACAAUAUUGCCACGGAGAUCAUUAUAAAUACGAAAGGGUCUGUUAUUAUUUUAAUUUUCACUCCUCCGCCCUCAUGAAUUGGUACAAGGCGAGAAAGGAAUGCGCAGUGAAAGGGGGAGACUUGUUGAGCUUAAAUGCCAUCGAAGAUAUAUACAUAGAACAAUUGCUCAAAUCGAAGGCCCGCGAUGCCAGAUCUAAGCUAAAGAAGGAUAAUGGUUCGAUUAACUACAACAAGUUUUGGAUCGGCCUGCAUAGGAUUGACAACAUAGGCAACCAAAGCUUUGCGUGGGCAGAUGGGAACCCUUCCAGUUAUAGGAGAAAUGCAAUUAAGUCGAUGCACCCAAGGGAUGGACAGGACUGCGUUUAUAUGGAAUUGAAUGCGGCAAGAAGCGAUGGAACUAUAUGGUCCAGUGCGAAUUGCGACCAAGAAUAUAAUUGGAUUUGUCAAUUACCUUCACAUCCUUACGAAAAGCCCAAGAAAUUUACCAAAAUAGUAUCGUUAAAUUUCCCGAAAAACGAUUACGACGAAAGUGAUGAUGUAACGUUGCUAAACUUAUCGGCGAACAUGAAAUGCCAAGUUUUAACCGAGGAAGGUGUCAUAUGGGACAAAAUGGAUUUGGAACAGUAUUCCUUUGCACCCUGUCCCGAUAAAGCUCAAGGGUUAGCGUAUAGGAUUUGCUUAAAGAAUACAACGACCGGGAGAAAUAUCAUGGGAAAAACUGUUUAUUCGCAAUGCGUCAAACCUAUUUUCUCCGAAAUCAAUAAAAUGAUGAGUCAAAAUUUACCGGCCUUUGAAAUCAGUUCUUCUUUACUGAAUUCUACUAAAGAUAUGAGCGGGUUCAGGCCCGUGGAUCUGCAAGUGACAUCGGUCUUGUUAAACGACAUCAUAAGGCUCCAAGAAAAGCAACUCAUGGAUAGAGGGUACGGUAAGGACGAAAAAAAGAAGAUUUCUAAGAAAUUUAUGAAUAGUAUAGGGAGCACUUCUAGCAAGCUCAUAGACCCCGACACUCAAGGUAUUUGGAAUACGAUGAAUAACCAAGAAAAAACGGCGACUUUGAACCAAAUUAUAUCUUCCAUAGACAAAAAUGUUGAUAUCUUGGCUCAACAUAAUAAAGAAAAAUCUGAAUUCAAUUUUCCCAACAUAAUCAUAAAAAAUGAUAUGGUCAGCGGACUCAAGGACAAGGAAACCUGGAAUUUUAACUCCGCUAGCGAUUUUUCGAAAUUUAAGAGCGCGAAAAAAGAGGAAGUCUCCGUCAAUCUAUUUAGCCAAUUGAUCGAAUAUAGGAAUCCCGAAAAAAACAAAAUUACGCCACGUAAUUACGAAGAGUUCGUUUCUUUCGUAGCCUUCAAUAACUUGAAUAAUCUGUUCGAUCAAGCACGGCUUAUCAAAAAUGACCCUAACCAUAUGGGGGAGACUAAAGGAGAUAAUAACUACAAAUAUAGUAUAAGCCAUCCCAUAAUAUCUGUGAACACCAAAUUACUUCUCCAAGACUGAGCUAACCAGAAUGAAUCAGUUAUGGUAAAUAUAGCUGGAUCUCCUAAGGCUAGUCAAAUAUUGACAAUAUCUUACGCACUGGACCCUAAGGAUACUAAGACAUAUCGAUGUGCC
Gordionus sp. m RMFG-2023 is the source of this 2732-nucleotide messenger RNA. Its product is annotated as latrophilin-like protein LAT-2. The transcript has 15 exons. The record is from RefSeq and is a predicted model, not a curated record. The coding region runs from base 84 to 2618 and encodes 844 amino acids. NCBI's taxonomy places the organism in Eukaryota, Metazoa, Nematomorpha, Gordioida, Chordodea, Parachordodidae.